CCCGAAGCCUUACCAACUUGCAUCGUCGCGUGUUCACCGUCCAGAUAGAUCGUUGUAAUAUGAUCGGGCUCACGGGUCGCACUCGUGGCAGGCUGGGAGCGCUCGUGGCUCAAGCAUCUUGGCACGACAAUCAGUCUCAUGCGCAGCGGCCGCGGCAACGGCAUGAAGGGCACACGCCAGGCUGACGGAGCAAGACUGGUCGUCAAUGAUCGUUUGUUGAAGUUGGUGAGCGUCGGGCCUGGACUCGGCCGCAGCAACAGCGACGGUAAUCUUGGGAGCGCCGCUGGGGGAUGCCUCCCGCGGGUGGACGCGUUCCAGAAUGCGUGCGACAGUGCACCAGGGAGGCCUGCGCGAGUGGACGACGAUCAAGUCGGGAGCGCCAGUGGGAGCGACACCACUCACGGAUCGUUCCCAGAAGAUGUUCCCUGCGCAUCAGGCAGCUAUUGGUCCUUGUCGGACCUCCGUGGCAGCAGCCGGCGGUUCAGCGGUUGCAGCGAGCACGACGGCAGCGGCGGCUCGGCGUCGAGCAGCUCCCACUCCGAGAACCACAGCCCUCGGUGUGCAGAGGAGAGCGAGGUCGACGAGCAGCAGGAGGCAGAAUGGUUGAAGGCCAGCGAGGCCCAGCACGCCGCCGGGACCUGCAGGCCCUGCCUCUUCCUCGGGACGGAGGUGGGCUGUGCGAACGGCCGCACCUGCAGGUUCUGCCACCUGCCGCACGCGGCCAAGCGCAGGGCGCGGCCGAGCAGGGCCGAAUGUGUGCACUGCGAGCAGCGGGUCGCGAAGCCAGACACUGCAAGAGCGAGGGCGACGCGGGUGCCACGUGGGACUCGGCCGACGACGUCAACCUUUGCCAGCGGCAAGGGCUCGGCGCCCAGCAGCAGGGCCCGCUGGAGGAUCCUCGCGGCAGACGGGCCGCCGCGCUGUUGCGCCUGUUAGCUGAGUUGGGCUCUUCCGUCGCAGCUCGGCCAUGAGGGUUUGAACCA
This is a messenger RNA of Prorocentrum cordatum, 983 nucleotides long. Lineage: Eukaryota; Dinophyceae; Prorocentrales; Prorocentraceae. The record is from the annotation of a GenBank genome assembly.